Messenger RNA from Gregarina niphandrodes, 4521 nucleotides. Its product is annotated as putative zinc-binding dehydrogenase family oxidoreductase. Lineage: Eukaryota; Apicomplexa; Conoidasida; Eugregarinorida; Gregarinidae. The coding region runs from base 1 to 4521 and encodes 1506 amino acids. The record is from RefSeq and is a predicted model, not a curated record. Gene Ontology annotation, molecular function: oxidoreductase activity, acting on the CH-CH group of donors, NAD or NADP as acceptor. The transcript is spliced from 2 exons.
AUGUUUCGGAUUGCCCCCGAUCGCGACUAUGGUGUGAUUGAGAAGAUAGUUGAGGAGGUCUUGAGGACUGGCCGCUACGCCCGUUUUAUGGCAUGCUUGGGAGGCUGCGCUUGUGCUGCGUUGGUGCAGGACCGUUUGAACGCGCGGUUUGGAAAUAGUGUGUGUGUGUUAUGUCUGGGCGAGUCAAGCAGCACCCCUGUGGCUCUGGAUCCGAAGGUAUGUAGCGACAAGUUCUCAAGAGAGAUUGGCUUCGCGGAUCUGGUGUUUGUGCAGCCUGGUUCGUUCUACACUGCUCGCUACACGUCGGCUGACGAUUACUUUAACAAAACUUUCAAGACUUUCUACUCGGCCGCUAAGUGUUUUGUGCCUCUGCUGAAGGCGGACGGACGGUUUGUGAACUGCAUCUCACCCCUGGUGGUGGCUAAGUUCCAAGCGAAUAAGUACCGGCUUCAGAAAAUGCUUGUAUCCAGUCGGUUGAACGAAGACCUGCUGAUGACUUUAGUUAAUAGAUAUAGUGAAGCGGCCCGGAGCAGGACCUACGACGUCGACGGGUGGUCUGCUGACUACAUGGUGAUGGCUCAGGUCUUCACUCACGCUUGUGUUCUCAUGAUCUCCAAAUCUAGAAGUUCUCUCUUGGGGGGAACUGCCGCUCAAGUGCGCUCCACCGAGACUGGCAACGGCAACUUGCUGGUCUACUCCGUAGUGGCCCCGAUCCUACCGCACUUAGUGUCCUCUCCUGCGGACUCUGCCGAAUGCGCUGCCGCCAUCGCACACACCAUCACAAGUCAGUACGCACACCCAGACAAGAUCAACGGCUACCUCAUGCUCGGCCACCACUCCGUACCCAUCACCGCGAACCUCCAAGACCUUACCGCUCUAAUGAAGUACCCAGACCGCAUCGACUGGACCAUCAACUACACAGACUCCAUCGUUAACCCACUAACAGCAGAAGAUGCUUCCGACUAUUCCUCCAUAGCGCCAGGACUCCUCCACAGCCUAUCUGGCAGAUCAGGAAGCAUGUCCUCCACAUCCACCAACCGCGCCAUCAAGCAAGCCGCCAACUCGAUCCACAGCGGCGACCAAGACAGUUUAAACCCUUCUACAUUGAACCCGUCUACCUCGAACCAAUCUACCGUUAAUGUGUCCACCGUUAAUGUGUCCACUGCGAUCAUGAACCAACCUACCGUGAACCAAUCUACCGUGAGCCAAUCUACCGUGAACCAAUCUACCGUGAGCCAGUCUACCGUGAACCAAUCUACCGUUAAUGUGUCCACUGCGACCAGCAACAUUUCGGGCUCGUCGAGCCAGCUCGUGAGAGACAGUGUCACCCUCGGAGGAAGCACGGCAGUGGGAGGAAGCGUGACUCUCAGUGGUUACGGAACCCGCGGCGCAAACGAGAAAGAGCUAGUUUCGGAAACAACGAAGUUAACCGAGACGGAGAUAACUAACGAAGACAGUCAAUCGAAGUUCAAUAGAGGGUCACAGGCUGUUGGCGGUCCUGCGGAUUAUCGUGGAUCUGUCCACAACUCUCUCCAGGGAUCGCUCCAGGGAUCAGUUCACAACUCGGUCCAGGGAUCGGUUCACAACUCCGUCCAGGGAUCGGCUCACCACUCCGUUCAGGGAUCGGCUCACCACUCCGUUCAGGGAUCGGUUCACCACUCCGUCCAGGGAUCGGUUAACAACUCUGUCCAGGGAUCGGUUCACCACUCCGUCCAAGGAUCGGUUCACAACUCCGUUCAGGGCUCAGUUAACCACUCGGUCCAGGGAUCAGUUCACCACUCGGUCCAGGGAUCAGUUCACCACUCGGUCCAGGGAUCAGUUCACGACUCUGUCCAGGGAUCGGUUCAUCACUCCGUUCAGGGAUCGGUUCACCACUCCGUUCAGGGAUCGGUUCACAACUCCGUCCAAGGAUCGGUUCACAACUCCGUGCAGGGCUCAGUUCAACAGAGACCAGUGACCGGCAGCAGUACCAAACCGACUGACCCUGUCGGGUCGGUUCACUCCGACAGACAGUCAUUGCAAUCUGGUGUCGGGUUUUCUGUUCACUCGUUGCACAGCGGCCCGCAUGAGGGGCCCGUGAACUCUCACAGCCAGCACCAGCAACAUGCCCUAGACAAGGAACAGGAUCUGAACGGCCAGAGGCUCUGGGCGAAGACUAUGGAGCAGCAUGCCAUCGAGGAGCAAACCCCGCCGCGUGAUGCCCAAGAACAGCGGACGAUUCAACAGACGACCAUCAAGAAGGAGCAGGGGAUCAGCCAGACUUACCUGCAGAGUUCGCAAGAGAACAGGUCUUCCGUACUGGACGAGAGCCGUGCCAGUUCUAGCCAAACGAAUCGAGCGAUCAGCCCCCUUUCGCCGGCCGUUAUGCCUGCUCAGCCGCCCAUUCCUGCACAGCCGAUUGCUGCCGAUCCGGUUGCAUCUUACCGGGCUAUGACCACUACAACCGCUACGACCACGACCACGACCAGUCGACAGAUGCCGAUCUCUAAGACUGGACAUCCUCCGCUGAUGAGGAUCGUGAGCACGCACACCACUACGCCAAGUGAGAUCAGGAGCCGUGCAGUGUCACCCUCGCCCCUUGCGAGUGGCGCGGCAAGGAUAGCACCGUCUCGGCAGUUCGUGUCUGGCAGUCAAGACGGUGGACGCCCGACUCAAGGCUACUCUCAGUCCCCUGUGGGCUCCCAGCCACACUCUCAGUCCCAGGUGUUUUCUGAGAAUCAAGGAUUCACGCAGAACUACUCAGUAUCUCGGUCACAAGUGAACGACUGCGUCGAGCAAACAAGCUCUGUACAACAAUUCAUGUCUGGUAGUCACGACGGUGGACGCCCGACUCAAGGCUACUCUCAGUCCCCUGUGGGCUCCCAGCCACACUCUCAGUCCCAGGUGAUUUCUGAGAACCAAGGACUCACGCAAGACUACCCAAUACCUCGAUCACAAGUGAACGCUUCCGUCGAGCAAACAAGCUCCGUACAACAGCUACAUGGCAUCCCUUCCAUUUCGAGCACGCAACAAAACUUGGAGACGUAUCAUGAGACUUCUGCCGGCAAAACCAUUAUGGGCCAGAGCACCAGCAGUCAGACCUCUGGUGGUCAGAAGGCGACGACGUACCAGCAGUAUACUACCGACAGUCGUCAGUAUGGCAGCGGACCGAAGGUCGUUAGUCGGGAGAUCCUUUCUGGCGACUACUUCCAGCGUGAGAUUUCUCAGCGUCAAAUUGCACAGCAGAGCCGCGAAAUCUCUGGCAGUCCGCCAAAGGCCACUGCGUACAUAAGCACGCAGAUCGAGACAGUUUCCCCGAGGAACGAAGUUAGCCGGACGGUAGAUGUCGAACAUCGGGAGAUGCAGAGCAUCGACGGAUUGAAUCGACAGGCGGCUGAGCAUGACAGGUGGGCUGAAUAUGCUCAGCAGAAGAGUGAGGAUGCUAAGGACACCGGACUGUUACAGGCGGAUGUCAUUCCCCCUGGAUCUGUGCCGGAGGAGUACGCGGGAUUAGUGUACAAAGGAAUAUUGUUCAACCGCCCUGCGGAGGGACGACCUACUACCGAGAACUUCCGUCUGGAGAUGGCUGGAGCAGUACCGUAUGGUUUAGAUGAGAAUGAGGUGUUGUUAAAGCUGGAGUGGGUUUCGGUUGACCCGUACAUGCGGGAGAGAAUGAAUGAGGGCAGCCAGAUUAUGUUUCAACUUAAUAAGCCAUGUAUGGGUCACUGUAUUGGCAGGGUGUUGGCGUCGAAUAAUAGUAAGUAUCAAGUAGGGGAUUACGUACAGGACAUGUUGGCAUGGACCGAGUUUGUUGUGGCGGUGCCUUCACAGGCCGCAAUCCGAAUUAAUAGCGAGGUGAGACAGACGACUCCCGUUGACUACUUCAUUUCUGUGUUCGGCCUUGCGGGUCUGGCGGCAUACGUGGGUUACCUGGCUACUGAAGUGAGACCGGGGCAGACACUGGUGGUGAACUCUGCCUACGGUGCUGUGGGCCAGAUCGUGGCGCAAAUGGCCAAGGCCGACGGAGUAAAUGUGGUGGUGGUAGCGGGUGGAACCGAGAAGUGCGGGAAACUCCGAGAACUCGGCUUCGACCGUGUAAUCGAUUACAAGACCUGCAACGACUACCAGAGUUACUUCAACACUCUGCACUCGAUCGCUCCUGACGGUCUGGAUGCUGUCUUUGAGAACGUGGGAGGAUACCAGCUGGAUACUCACUUUAAAUUACUAAACCCCAAGAGUAAGAUAGUAUUCUGCGGUGCUGUCUCGCAGUACAACUUACCGCCAGACCAAAGGUAUCAUUAUCUCAACCUGGAGAGCCUCAUUCUCAAAGCAGGCUCGCUGCUUGGUUUGGGACUAGGCUCCAUGGAUUUGGACUACGCCGCCUUCACCCAGAAAAUGACUGACCUUCUCACUUCGAAUCAGCUUGUCUACCAGACUGAUGUCGUUGAGGGGUCUAUAGAAGUAAUCCCUGAAGCAUUCAUCCGAAUGCUUGAAGGAGCUAACUUCGGAAAACAAUCUGUAAAGAUCACAAGGUCGGCAUGA